AUGGGCUCGGAUCUGGUUGACUUCCAUCUAAGCUGCAAGAAAGAGCUCAAUGUGCUUGCAAGGUCGUUCAACAUUCUGUUCUACGGAUACGGGUCGAAGACGGCGUUGCUUAGGAAGAUGUUUCCAUCUGCAAUCUACCUCAACUGCAAGAUCAUGAGCCGCCGCGAAAUCCUUGCAGAAAUCAUGGAAGCCGUGAGGCACAGAUCCAAGCUUGAGGCCCAGGAGGUUUCCAAAGCACCGACAAUAAGGGAGAUAGAUGAGGCCAUAGGAUCCAGGAAGGAGAAGUACAAGCUUGUGAUGGCAAACUUCGAUUUCGGCAUGCUGGAGUUUUCUAGUCUUCGGAACUUCGCCAUUCUGGGCACCGUCGAGGGAAUUGGAAUAAGAUUCAGCCUUGAGGAUGUCGAAAGAUUCAACUUCAUCUUCAGAGACCUCACCACCUUCGAGCCGUAUGAAGAGGAGGCCAUGGGGAUCCAUCUCAGGACAACAAGGGCAGAGGCAUCGUCCAGGGUUGUCAGAAAUGUUCCGAGAAACUCCAGACUUGUGCUGAAGGAGAUCCUGUCGUGCAAUGCAGACGCAGUGGGCCUUGGAGAGAUAUUUGAAAAGGUAAAAAGGAAGCUAUUCCUCACGUCAAAGACGUCGGUUCUUUCAAUGAUCAAUGAGUUUAUUGACCAUGGACUUCUGAAGAUCAGAAAUGGCUCGGAAAUAGUCGUUUGCAUGUCUCUAGGAGAGAGGAAUGAGGUGGCAGGGGAGCUGGACCAGAUGGACUGA
This is a messenger RNA of Encephalitozoon cuniculi GB-M1, 768 nucleotides long. RefSeq lists its product as uncharacterized. Lineage: Eukaryota; Fungi; Microsporidia; Unikaryonidae. The record is from RefSeq and is marked provisional. The transcript has a single exon. Gene Ontology annotation, biological process: DNA replication. Gene Ontology annotation, molecular function: DNA replication origin binding. Bases 1 to 768 code for a protein of 255 amino acids. Gene Ontology annotation, cellular component: nucleus; nuclear origin of replication recognition complex.